AUGCAAUCGCAGCACGAAGGAGAGUCCGCCUAUCUCGCGCUGGCGAGUUAUAUCCUCAAGUACGGUCAAGAACGCUCGGAUGAGCGCACCGGCGAUGACACGAUCUCGGUCUUUGCACCGCCCAGCAUCCGGUUCGACAACGUCGGCGAGCGCUUUCCGCUGUUGACCACCAAGCGCGUCUUCUGGCGGGGCGUGCUCGAGGAACUGUUGUGGUUCCUGCGCGGGAGCACCGACUCGAAGGAGCUCGAGGCCAAGAAGGUCAACAUCUGGCGCGACAACACGACGCGCAAGUUCCUCGACGAUCGCGGACUCCACCACCUCCCCGAGGGCGACAUUGGGCGACAGACCCGUGAAGAAAACGGCAUCGAUCAGAUGGCCGAGGCGAUUCGGCUCAUCAUCGAGGAUCCGGGCAGCCGCCGGAACAUCGUCUCGGCAUGGAACGUGUCGGAUCUCAACAAGAUGGCGCUUCCGCCUUGCCACAACUUUAUGCAGUUCAACGUGAGCCCCGAUCACACGACCGUGAAUCUGCUCGUCAACAUGCGCAGCGUCGAUCCGUUCAACAUCGCAUCGUAUGCCGCGCUGCUGUGCCUCAUCGCGCGGAUCACGGACAAGAAUCCGGGAUCGCUCAUCUUCACAAUGGGCGAUGCGCACAUCUACAAGAAUCACGUUGAUGGCAUGAAAGAGCAGAUCUCGCGCACGCCAUACGAUCCACCACGGCUCGUCAUCGGGAGGAAACCCACGCUGGACGACCUGCACACCGAAGACUUUGUUUUGACGGGCUAUUACCCGCAGCCGACCAUAAAAUUCAGGAUGGCCAUCUGA
Molecule: messenger RNA, 822 nt
Organism: Acanthamoeba castellanii str. Neff
Lineage: Eukaryota; Discosea; Longamoebia; Acanthamoebidae
Product: thymidylate synthase
Exons: 3
Coding region: 1-822 (273 amino acids)
Biological process (GO): dTMP biosynthetic process
Cellular component (GO): mitochondrion; cytosol
Molecular function (GO): thymidylate synthase activity
Source: RefSeq, a predicted model, not a curated record